ACCGAAAACCACGCGCCCGCCCAACUCAGAUCUCCCAUCACGAUCAAGAUCCAACGGCCCAGAUCCAUUCCCUCUCCUUCUGACUCUUCUCUCAAAAGAGAACAAAAAUAACAUUCUGAAUCUUCGAAAAGCCGAUCGGGAGAAAAAAACAACUCAACGGCCGGCCGGUUACUCUCUCUACCUCCGUCCUGAAGAUUCAUCUCCCCGGAGCAGAUCCGUGAUUCGUUUCUAGACGCUAUUACUUGAUAUUGUGAUCCACGCAAUGGCUGCUCCUCCUGCUAGAGCUCGCGCUGAUUACGAUUACCUCAUUAAACUACUCUUGAUCGGAGACAGCGGUGUGGGUAAGAGUUGCCUCCUCUUGCGUUUUUCAGAUGGCUCCUUUACCACCAGUUUCAUUACAACCAUUGGAAUUGAUUUCAAGAUACGGACUAUUGAGCUGGAUGGGAAGAGAAUUAAGCUGCAAAUCUGGGAUACUGCAGGACAGGAGCGGUUCCGGACUAUCACAACUGCGUACUACCGUGGAGCCAUGGGCAUUUUGCUUGUGUAUGAUGUCACCGAUGAAUCAUCUUUCAACAACAUCAGGAACUGGAUCCGUAACAUUGAGCAGCACGCUUCUGAUAAUGUCAACAAGAUUCUCGUGGGGAACAAGGCAGAUAUGGAUGAAAGCAAAAGAGUCUCUCUCUCUCUCUCUCUUACCGUUCCCAUAUAUCUUUCUGCUUAUUUAUUACGUGAUUUGUUUAUCCAACACACUGAUUUGUUGUGUGUUUUGUAUUUCCAGGCUGUGCCAAAAGCUAAGGGACAAGCUCUUGCAGAUGAAUACGGAAUCAAGUUCUUCGAGACUAGUGCCAAGACGAACUUAAACGUUGAGGAAGUUUUCUUUUCAAUAGGUAAAGACAUUAAGCAAAGACUCGCAGAUACCGAUGCAAGGGCUGAGCCACAAACAAUCAGAAUCAACCAAUCCGACCAAGGUGCAGGGACGUCGCAAGCUACUCAGAAAUCAGCAUGUUGCGGUUCGUAGAGAAUCCGGUCGAAGAUACAAACAUGAUAUUUUUUCGCCUUAAAAAGAGUGAAAAAUCUUCAAUGCUUUUCCAUACGGGAUGGUGUUGUUUUCUACGUAUUCUUUUAAACAUCUUCAAUGUUACUCUCUUAAAAAAGCUGCUAUAAAUAUUUGAUUACUCAUUGUUGCAGGCAUUGAAAUACAUUUAACGAAUGUUUGUUUACAUA
Molecule: messenger RNA, 1224 nt
Organism: Brassica napus (rape)
Lineage: Eukaryota; Viridiplantae; Streptophyta; Magnoliopsida; Brassicales; Brassicaceae
Product: ras-related protein RABE1a
Exons: 8
Coding region: 263-1018 (251 amino acids)
Biological process (GO): regulation of exocytosis; protein secretion
Cellular component (GO): plasma membrane
Molecular function (GO): GTPase activity; GTP binding
Source: RefSeq, a predicted model, not a curated record